This is a messenger RNA of Trypanosoma grayi, 363 nucleotides long. RefSeq lists its product as hypothetical. The transcript has a single exon. Bases 1 to 363 code for a protein of 120 amino acids. The record is from RefSeq and is a predicted model, not a curated record. Lineage: Eukaryota; Euglenozoa; Kinetoplastea; Trypanosomatida; Trypanosomatidae.
AUGGCCCUCCACCGCCUCGAUGUGUUGCCGCUUUUCUUGGAGUGCCGCCUCCACACUCGCGGCCCCGUCAUGCAGGAGCGACGUGGUCUCUUGCUGCAGCUCUGUAAGCUCAAGACAGGCUUUCUCCUUCUUCUGAAUAUGAUCCCGCAACUCAUCCACCUCCCGCGCGUACGCUGCCCUUUCCAAUUCCAUCGCGCGCUCUCGCUCCGCCAGUUGGGCUCUCAACGAAUCAGCUUCCGCCACCGCACUCUCACGCGUUACACAAACACCAUUCGACUCGUUAUCCAUGUCCGCUUCCUCCUGCAACAGACGAUUACGAUGGAGCACCGUAUCACGCAGGUACGCCUCCAGCUCUCUCUGUAG